GUCUUCAGGAACUUCAGCAUGCAACUGUGCUACAGGGACCUCAGUGUACCCCUCUUCACAGCACAAACAAAUACGUUUGGAAAUGGAUCUGGAGGAGUCAUACAAAGAGGGAGAGAAUACGGAGGGGAAAAUUACUCGAGCUGCAGAUGCAAAAUUGGUGAAAAAGGCUUUUCUUGAAGCCCUGAAGUCCAAUGACUUUGAAACACUGGAAAAGCUCUUGAGCCAAAAGAAAAUAGACGUGGACACCGUGUUUGAAGCGGAAGAUGAAAACCUGAUUCUGGCAUCCUACAAACAAGGGUACUGGCUGCCUAGCUACAAAUUAAAAAUAUCCUGGGCAACUGGUCUUCAUCUAGCUGUCAUGUAUGGACAUCUGGAGAGUCUUUCGGUCCUGCUCAACCACAAAGCUACAAUCAACUGCCGGCCCAAUGGAAAAGCUGCAAUCCACAUAGCGUGUGAAAUGGCAAAUGUUGAGUGUCUCAAGAUCCUUUGCAACCAUGGAGCUAAGCUGAACUGCUUUUCAAUGAGUGGGCAGGCGCCCUUGCACUUCUGUACAACUCAAACCUCCAUGCCUUGUGCCCAGCAACUGGUUUGGAGAGGAGCAAAUGUGAACAUAAAAACAAAUAACCAAGAUGAGGAGACUCCUCUGCACAUCGUCGCACGUUUGGGUGUCCCUGAGCUCGUGGCCUUUUACGUGGAACAAGGAGCACACGUUGAUGCUCUCAAUGCCUACAUGGAGACUCCCCUGGCCUGUGCAGCCUAUUGGGCCCUUCACUAUAAGGAUCAGAUAUACAGCCCGGAUCACCACCUCAUCUGUUGGAUGCUGUUAGACUAUAAAGCUGAAGUGAACACUCGUGAUGAGGAUUUCAAAUCACCGCUCCACAAAGCUGCCUGGAACUGUGAUCACGUCCUGCUGCAUAUGCUGCUGGAGGCAGGAGCAGAAGCAAACAUCAUGGAUGUCAAUGGCUGUGCACCACUACAGUAUAUCCUAAAAGUGACGUCUGUGCGGCCAGCUGCUCAGCCUGACAUCUGCUACCAGCUGCUACUGAAUCAUGGAGCAGCUAGGAUAUAUCCUCUGCAAUUCCACAAGGUGCUACAAGCCUGUCAUUCCCACCCCAGAGCUGUGGAGGUUGUCGUCAAUACCUAUGAACACAUCAAAUCAACAUCGAAGUGGAAAGCAGCCAUACCUGAUGAUGUCUUUGAGCGGCACCAGGACUUCUAUGACUCUUUGUUCACUGUGUGCAGCAAUUCACCACGGUCACUCAUGCAUUUAUGCAGAUGUGCUAUUCGGGCAAUAUUGUCAGAAAGGUGCCACCGAGGAGUCCCCUUGCUUUCCAUCCCCCCGUCCAUGAAGAAGUACUUGCUGCUGGAACCAGAAGGAAUCAUCUACUGAGCAGCAGCAGUGCGGGCAUUGGCAUCUGCCUUUCAGGAUCCGCGUGCCUCUGCGGGGUGCUGGAGAUACGGGCAAAACCCUGACACAGCCCUUCGCUUUUGUACAGUCGCAGGCCAGCCUGAAGCUGGGCUGGGAUUUACCAGCUCUCCUCAGAGCUGCUGUCUUUCCCUGCACCGAGGAAUUGCAGCUGCAGGCUGUGGGUUGCGCUGGGGGAGGCAGAGCUGGAAAGCCCCCCCCUCCAAACAAACACAGGGGCGCAUACUUCCAUGCUUUGUUCAGCCUAGCUUAAACGAUGCUUCUGCUGCCUUUGGUAUUUAUUCCACUGCCUGCUAGAUAGCAUUAGAGUCAAUCUGAACAACCUUUGAUACUGCUUCACUGUAAUUUUCUUCAGCUGUCAUUUUGGGAGUAAAAGAAAGGAUACCAUCAAAAAAUAGGACAUUUAUUAGCAUCACAGAAAUGCUUUCCCAGAAAGAAAUGGGCGAACUGCUUUGAAUCACAACCACAGACAGGAUUUCAGUAGUUUCCGUAUUUUCCUGUGGAUUGACUCUCAAUUCAAUGUUAGUUCACUGUUCACUACACCUGUCUGUAUCUUAUAAAGCUUUGUAAUAGUAAUAUCCUUUUUAAUGGCAAGAAUUUUUUCCAUUAUCAAUCACAAUAUUGAAAUUUGCAGCACUGAAAUUUCUGUACAUUGCUAUUCAUGCCCAGGUAGCUUUUAGCACAUGCUAUCUCUGUUUCUGCUCUCACUGUGACCAAUGAUAAUUUCAUGUCCUGGUGUUGAGAAAUGCAGGUAGAAUGGACUUGCCCUUGUAACCUGCACAGCUGGGCUUAUACCCAUCCACAUAUCCCUCAGGAUGGUGUUGGACGGGGUCUGGGAAGAACAUGAAUCCUUCUCUUCCUUGACUAUAAAAGGAACCUAGCCUGCUAACAUGGACUAUACACCUCAUUUUUUGGCAGCUAAGCGCAGGUGAGAGGAAUCCUACCUUAACCGAAAGGUGUUUCCAAGAUGCAGGUGUGUUGGCUGUGCUGUUACAGACAUGCCAGUCUCCCUGAUUUGCAGGCCCUCUGCUUUUGGACCUGCCGGUGCUGGUUUCCCUGCUUGCAGGAAACCUUUAUUCCUGACCAAGCUACUGUCUCCAGUUCAGGAGGAUGAAAUGAGGGCAGAGGCAGUUCACACACCAAGUGUCCCGCAGCAAGGGCAAGUGUGUGAUCUGACCUACAGAUAAAACCCAUUUUUCUUCUCUUUUUCUAGUUUGAUGCAAUCCAUCUGGGCUGUUCCACUUUUUUUAGACCCUGACAAUUCUGGGCCCUGUUAAAAGGGAGGUGAGCCGUGCCCACCAUUGGGAGCCAGUAACUCCUGACUUCUCAUUGCAUCUCUGACUGUGAAGCUGUCAGUCUUUAUCAUUAUUAUUAUCUCUUUGCAAGAGAGCCCACAGCAUAUUAGGCUCUUCCCAACUGGACAGGAGCGGCCAAACUAUUCAGGGUCUCUGUGUCUUGCAAAGUGGCAAUAACAGCACUUGAAGAUAUGUGCAGAUUAUUUAGUGUUAUAAAUCAAUUUGCUUUCUUUUCUUCUCAGUUUUCAUGAAUCAAAGACGGUACGCUGUGUUAGGAGAGAACCCAAUUCAUGGGUCUGUGUAUGUUUAGCUAGACAGCAACGUAGAUUGCUGUUUAACAGUUUCCUGUUCCAAUGGAGAAUUUCAAAGACAACACAGACCAUGAGAAAAUGCUUUCUUGUAUGAAUGAAGUUGUAAUAUAGGUCCCUGUACUUUACUAAACUGAUGAAAGCUUUCCAUAGAGUUGCAGAGAUAUCUCUAACAGAGACACUGCUGUAGUUUACAGGGGAGAAUGAUCAGGAUCUGGGGCAGGUUGUCUAUAGAAAAAACUGCUUGAGGCAGUUCCAGGUUGAUGGGAUCCACUGAAUUCUGCACUGAGGAAAACCAGUGAAUUUGGAAAGAUGAAAAAAGCUUAGGUUGUCUAAACCCACUGCUUUUCUAGGAUAUGUACCUAUGUAAGUCAGGCAUGAGGAAGAGGAUUUGCAAACUGGUUAAGGCAAGAAAACGUUCGUUGCUUUCUGAACAGUCUGACAAUAGGGCAAGUUGGGUAGUCCAGAAGAGACAGAUGGAGGUAGCUGAUUUUAGUGGGAACACAUCCCCAUGCUGGCUGGUUCUGGAAGUGAAAUUCUGCAUCUGGAAGAGGGAGGUUUAAGGCAGAACAAUAGCAGUGUUUUCUGACCUGUCAUAGUCAGGACUCUCUUGCUGAGAGAGAAGAAAAAAGGCUGUCACCAGUGUUCCUAAAUUCCCUCUGAUCCUCCCCCUCUGCAGUGAACAUGCUUAAUUUUUAUUCUGUGGGCACCCAGCCUCACUUCCAAGCUUUGUACCAAGCAGGUGCCAGAUUAUAGCCAUUGUGGUAUCUGACAGGGAGCACAGUGGGAUCAGGCUGAUUAUAGUCAUAGGAAUUUGCAAGCUGUUAAAAACACUGGAGAACAUCCCUAUCACAGAAGAAAGACCUGAUUGAUGCACUUUAAUUGCUUCUGUUGGAGUUAGAAAGACCAACAGUAAGCAAACCUUAUUAUUUGUUACCUUUUAGUAUUUCUUUCGUUUUUUCUCUUACUGUACUGUAUUCCCACGCACUGGAUGGAGUUGCUCAUGUGAGGCGUGGGAGUACCUGAUAAUAAGCUCAUCAUUUAUUAAAUUUACGGGAUGCACAGUCUUAUUAUUCUGACUUAAUGCAGAUGCCUUGAAAUUUCAUACUGUCAUAUACUCCUGAUCAUGCUUUUAUACGUUCAAGGCUGCAACAGAUUGGAUGGCUGCAGGUGGAAAUAAUGAGAAACCGAGUUGUCACCCAUACGCUGCAAGUUUGAACCUAGUCAUGACCUAAAAUGGCAGAAAAUUGUUUUCAGGGUUGUCUGGUGUCUUCUGUGAAAUGAGUUGCUUUUUGCCCUUUGGCUUCUUAGUAGAGAUGUAGCCAUGUUUGAGAUAUUUCCACUGCAUUUCACAGCCUAUUAGAAUAUUUAAAGCACAGAUAGGCACAAAGAAUGAUCUACCCUUUCCCAUUGGCAGCCCUUUCCACAGCUCCCUUAAUGACUUCUCAAUGGCUCGCAAUGAGAUUACAUGUUUUGGUCCUUGUGCUUUGUAAGAGGUGUAUAUGAAGAGAUGUUCUUAAGCCACAUGCAUUGUUGACAAAAGAAGUUAUCCCAUCUAUGAACAUAGAGACACUCUGCAUGUUUUUGUGGGCCAGUGCAGAGCCACAAUUCAGCUGUUCAUGGAAAUAUGGACAUCCUCUUUGUAAAGUGCUCUUGCAAUAAUUUUAAACCUAGCCCCUGAUGUCUGAUUGGAUCCAGCUUGACUCAAAAAUCCACUGAUUUCUCCAUGGAGAGCAUGUAGGUGAAACUGAAGUCAGAGUCAAUCUAACAGUGUUCAGGAAUGUAUUUUCCUUCAAAACCUUUAAAUGUCUCUUCAUAUUUGGUCAGCCUUUAGAGACAAGGACAAUGAGCCCAAAACAGCGUGGCUGGGUCACCUCUCCAACACUGCUGCUUGUCCUGCUAGCCUAAUGCCAAGAAGAGGAGCCAGAGACUGCAAAGCAGAAACUCAGGACAUUGGAAGUGGAAGCAGUAAAUCUUGACCAGUUCCUGCUCAGCCUCCAGCCAACAUGUCCUUGAAACCUUCACCAUUCAUCCUUGAGACAGGCUAGUUUUCCAGUGCUGCUGGUGGCAGGAGGGGAAGGAUAUAUCCUCAGCUGCGUUCUGCUGCGUGCAGUGGUAUCAAGACCAUAUCGGCUGCACAAGAUUUAGAGAUGUGAUAAGUGCGUCUUCUCUCCAUAAAGGUGGCUUUGGAUGGGUAUCAACAACUGUCUGCAUACAGACUGGUCCUGGAGCGUAAUGCGUGUUUUGUUAAUGUGCUCAUUACUGGUACUUUAAGACCAUACUCAACAGUCAAUGUCACACACCUCUACUCCAAGCACAAGCUACCUGAUGAGAUCCUGUUGCUUGGUCGAAUGGCAGCAGUACUCAGCCUCGGGACCUUCAGCACAAGGGGUGCUGGUUCCACAUCCCUCACUCCUCUCAUAAUGACUGCACUGAGAAGAGUUUGCAUUAUAAAGAAGAAAAGGCUUAAAGCUCAGAUCACAAUCAUGGGGCCUUGGGGCCACCUGGCACAGGCAGCCAGGAUCUCCAUGUCUUUUUACCCUUGGCAUUUGAAAAGCCAGCAGGCAAAAGGAGAUGGGUUGCCUGCACCCCUCUUCGUGCUCUUACAUGGCAUUGUCACUAGGGCUGCGUGGAGGAUGACGAGGCUGUCUGUAUCAUCUUGAAAAGUUUUGGACAAAAACUCCUGACUACACAAAAGCAGAAUGGUGUUGAAAUGUCCAUUUAAAUUCUGGCAGCUCUGCAUGGAUAUGUGUGUGCGUCGGCAUGUGCGUGCAUGGGCACGUGUGAGGAGACUUGCAGAGAGAUCCCAGUCGAAAUCUUUGCUCUAGUUUCAAUCAGAGUCUUUUGACCCAAAUCAGGGUAUCAGAGCUGAAACCAAUAAAUUGCCGUAAGUGUUUUGGC
Molecule: messenger RNA, 5930 nt
Organism: Pygoscelis adeliae (Adelie penguin)
Lineage: Eukaryota; Metazoa; Chordata; Aves; Sphenisciformes; Spheniscidae
Gene: ASB4
Product: ankyrin repeat and SOCS box containing 4
Exons: 5
Coding region: 83-1390 (435 amino acids)
Biological process (GO): protein localization to ciliary inversin compartment; intracellular signal transduction
Cellular component (GO): ciliary inversin compartment
Molecular function (GO): protein binding
Source: RefSeq, a predicted model, not a curated record